CUGCCCCCCGCCGCCGCAGCUUCCCUUCCCUGUUCUCACUCCCUGUCCUCUCCUCGGCGUGACUGUACUCGCACGACCCAGCUCGUCGAAGGAGAAGCUCCUGGAGGAGUAGCAGAAGCUCUCCGUUUCGUCGACGACGCCGUCUUCUCCUUCCUCCUCCUCCUUCUCGUCUCAGGGGCGACCACGGCGCUGGGUUUUUUCACAUCCGCAGGAGAUUGA
Molecule: messenger RNA, 219 nt
Organism: Linum tenue
Lineage: Eukaryota; Viridiplantae; Streptophyta; Magnoliopsida; Malpighiales; Linaceae
Source: the annotation of a GenBank genome assembly